AUGAGAGAACACUGUCCCAGUGGGUCCGAUGUAUGUGGUCCUUGUAUUCAGGGACUAACAGAAUCCAGCGAUGGAAAAUGCCUGACAACGUCUCCAAAAGGCAAGUAAAUUCCAUCGCUCAGUGUCUGCACUUGCAUUGGGUGUUUGUUCUGUCCCUGUACGGGAUGCGUUGGACUCAUGGUGUACUAUUUUUAUUUGUAACUAGUAGCAUGCCUGGAUAGGUAUGGAUUUGGGGAUUGGUAUUCCUCUAAUUGCUCCCUUCUCUCAAACACCACUCCAACCCUCUGGUACAUUCAAAUCACUUGAUUCCCUUACUCCCCUUUGCAUAUUUGUCCCUCAUCCCUUUGGGUUGUAAGCUUGUUUGGGCAGCACCGUCUUCUCCUACUGUGUGAAACAUGAUUUGUUAGAAGGAAAUGUUUGUCUGGUUUACUAUUGUACUGCGCUGUAGAAUAUGUUGACGCUAUAUGACGCUAUAUGAAUAUUUAUAUAUUAAUCUACAAUACAGCUGAUCUUUAUCGGCUCCCCAGGCAGUCUGGUUAAGCGUCACUUUAAAACAUUUCCAAUAUCAAGAGUCCGAGAAAGUUUACUGAAAAGAAAGUCCACAUUCUGUGUUUUUACUCAAAUCCUGUGUUUAAUUCAUCAUGUUUGAAUAGCUUACCUACUAAACAAGGUCUUUUAUAAACACCAUUAUUAACAAAUAAACAGAAAUUCUAUAGACCUUCAUAUAGACACCAGCAGUCCUUGGCCCCUCUGAUUAGAUUUAUAUGAUGUUUUAUUGGCUCCUGUGGGGAUAUUGUAAUAUACAGAGAAUGUCUCGCAAAUUAUUACUAGACAUUAUCUCCAUGGUAACCAGCAGAUGCUAUAGAAACCUUAAUCAAAGUGAAAUUCUUUAUACAGAAGUGCACUUCAUUCCCUUUGACAAUGCAUGUUCCUAGUCUGCGGCUCUAAUUCAAGGCUUACAAUGUCAGCGCAGCUAGCCAGGCUUUAAAAAGUUACUAGCCACUGCAAGCCUGGAUGGCCCAUACGCACUUACCAGGGGUGAAUUUCUACUGGCUGGUAGCAAAUUGGAUUGUUGGACCUUGGGUAUAUUAUUAGAGUUUGUCAAAUGGCUCAAUAACUGAAAGUUGGCACUCUCGGCAUCACUCCUGGUACCAUAACCACUAUGUAGGUUAUUAGUAGGGAGUAAUAGUCUAAAGAAAGGCACGCACAUGUUUCGUAAGCAUUGAAUGGAAAUAAUUGGCAAUUGUUCGAUGUCUGUCUGAUUCCGUGCAAUGUGCUGUGGAAGGCCUUCAGCAAUCUAUUAAAGGGUCAACCAAUCGUUGCUUUUCUGCUGUUCAUGUCACGUGUCCCCUGUUCUUGGUCCACGUGGAGAAAUGGCAUGACAUUAUAUCUGUUUUGUGCUGCAGCGUAUGAGUCAUCCGCUCUGCGUGUUGGGAUAAAAAGAGAUCAACUGCACACAGACUGCCUGGCUUAUUCCAUGAAGCAGAAAGCAGGUACAGCGCAAGUAGAUUGUCAGUAAAUAUGGCAGAGCGUCUCUUCAUUCCCAGAAUGCUAACUCGCACAUCCUGUGUUCCGAGUGAGCAUCGCAGAAUGUCUGUUAAAUAACGAAACUGCAAUACUUUAUUAAACAAAGUGUUCUGAAAAGGGGUUGUCAAACUCCAUCAUUCUUUUCAUCGUAUUCAUUAAAAUCAUCUAAAAAAGUGAUGGUUUUCUUUGUAGUAAUUUGCAGCAGUUGUCAAAAUUUAGAGUGCUUGAAAGAAAUUCAGCCACUUUCUGUCAGAAUAAGCGGUGGAUAUAAUCAUAUAUUCCUUGUGCUGCUUAAAAAAACGGCACAUGUUCAGUAAUGAUGGUUAGGGAGCAAUUAAAGGAACAGAUACAAACUAAUCUGGCAGAUUUAUUGUGCUACAAAUUCAUGAAAAGUUUACCAAGUGUCAGUGAUACUUUGAUAAACAUCCUGUUACCGAUAUCUUACAUUUAAAUGUUACGUUUUAUAGUCAAUGCAGAUUUAGUUAUUUUGUGGAUAGUUAUUUAUAUAAUUCAUCCCAUUGGUACAGUAUGGUAUAUUGUCACUGCUCAGAGGGCAUGUAGAGAACAUUGAGAAAUUCCCUGCGAGAAGGUCACAUGGUUUUACCUGAGCGUCUCCUUUCUCUUGGGCUUUACCUGAGCUUCUCUGUCUGUCUGAGGUCAGUGUAGAGUGUCAAUGACAGAUCUCGAGUUUGUAGUAUUUAAUGUGGAGGAGGUAACUUUAAACACUGUGUUAGCUAGAUGGCAGAUAAGGCCAUCUACAGUCUGCCUCUCCCGCUGUAUGAUGCUCAUCUAAUGCCCACACAGUCUGCCUCUCCCCACUGUAUGCUGCCCAUCUAAUGCCCACACACUCUGCCUCUCCCCUCUGUAUGGUGCCCAUCUAAUGCCCACACAGUCUGCCUCUCCCCCACUGUAUGCUGCCCAUCUAAUGCCCACACAGUCUGCCUCUCCCCCACUGUAUGCUGCCCAUCUAAUGCCCACACACUCUGCCUCUCCCCUCUGUAUGGUGCCCAUCUAAUGCCCACACAGUCUGCCUCUCCCCCCUGUAUGCUGCCAAUCUAUUACCCACACAGUCUGCCUCUCCCCCCUGUAUGCUGCCCAUCUAAUGCCCACACACUCUGCCUCUCCCCUCUGGUGCCCAUCUAAUGCCUCUCUUUGUGCUGCCAAUCUAUUACCCCGCAGUCUGCCUCUCCCCUGUAAUGCGCCCAUCAUGCCCACGUGCCGCUCUCCCUGUAUACUGCUUAUCUUACCCACACAGUCUGCCUCUCCCCUCCUGUAUGCUGUCCAUCAUGCCCACCUGAUCUGCCUCUCCCACUGCGUACGUCCUUGCACGGUCACCUCACUUCGCCGCUGUCUGUGCACGGUGCUGUUACUCCUCCUGCGUGCCUUCUGUUGCACAGUCUGCCAUGUUGCAGUGCCUCCUCCUCUGCGCAUCAGUACACGCACGUUCCUUCCUGUAUCAGCGCGGUCAUCCUCCUGCAUAUGCUGCCAUCUAUUACCCACACAGUCUGCCUCUCCCUGUAUGCUGCUGCCAUCUAAUGCCCACUGAUCUCAGCCCUCCUCCUCCCUGUAUGCUGCCCAUCUAUUACACAGUCUGCCUCUCCCCUUCUGUAUGCUGCCCAUCUAAUGCCCACCUAGUCUGCCUCUCCCAGCAUGCUGCCCAUCUAAUGCCCACACAGUCUGCCUCUCUCCCCUCCUGUAUGCUGCCCAUCAUGCCCACCUGAUUUCACCUCCCUCCUGUAUGCACCCAUCUAAUGCCCACAGUCUGCCUCUCCCCUCCUGUAUACUGCCAUCUAAUGCCCACAGUCUGCCUCUCCCCACUGUAGCGCGCAUCUAUUACCCACACCGUCUGCCUCUCCCCUCCUGUAAUGCUGCCCAUCUAUUACCCCCACACCGUCUGCCUCUCCCCCCUGUAUGCUGCCCAUCUAUUACCCACACAGUCUGUCCCUCCCCUCCUGUAUGCUGCCCAUCUAAUGCCCACACAGUCUGCCUCUCCCCACUGUAUGCUGCCCAUCUAUUACCCACACAGUCUGCAUUUACCCCCUGUAUGCUGCCCAUCUAAGGCCCACACAGUCUGCCUCUCCCCCCUGUAUGCUGCCCAUCUAAUGCCCACACAGUCUGCCUCUCCCCUCCUGAAUGCUACCCAUCUAUUGCCCACACAGUCUGCAUGGGCUACCACCUCAUGGCUGGUCGGUCAAAACUUUUUUCGAACCUAACUCACGUUCUACCGAACCGAUCUGAGUGCUUUUUGGAUAUGUUUUCGUGAUAUGAAAAAAUUGUAUGCAAAUUUUCCUAUUUGAGAGAUGAUUGAGUUAUCUUAAUUUGAGCUCCAUUAUCUCUUAAACACAAUGGCUUGUGGGAAGUAAACCCCUGUGAUUUUGUCUUAGAAACCCGAUGCUAGGGGCACUGUAUAAAAAGCCAGGUGUGGCCUACUACUACUAAGCUCAGGUGUGGCCUACUACUACUAAGCUCAGGUGUGGCCUACUACAACUAAGCUCAGGUGUGGCCCACUAGUACCAAGAUCAGAUUGCUGCUUUUACCCAAUACGACUGGUUGCGUCCAUUAUAUUGGGGAAACUCUACACAACGAUAGUAUUAUCACCAUAUUCCGCACAUCUGGAAUUAGGACUAGUGGAGGAUUGAAGGAAUAACUGCAACAGACUAGCGAACCUGUGACAAUAUGUAUAAAGUAGAUUUUUUAUUCUGGUGAAGCCAUGAUAUGGAAUACAUCCUCCUAUGACGCUGAUUUGCCCUCUCUACCUGCAAGAUAAUCUAUUGGCCAUCAAAAAUAACACUCUGCUACAAUUUAAAGUAGUAAGUGUACAGCUUGUAUAACAGUGUAAAUUUGCUGUCCCCUCAAAGUAACCCCAUACACAGCCAUUAAUGUCUAAACCGUUGGCAACAAAAGUGAGUACACCACUAAGUGGAAAUGUCCAAAUUUGGCCCAAUUAGCCAUUUCCCCUCCCCGGUGUCAUGUGACUCCUUAGUGUUACGAGGUCUCAGGUAUGAAUAGGGAGGUGUGUUAAAUUUGGUGUUAUCGCUCUCACACUCUCUAAUACUGGCCACUGGAAGUUCAACAUGGUACCUCAUGGCAAAGAACUCUCUGAGGAUCUGAAUAAAAGAAUUGUUGCUCUACAUAAAGAUGGCCUAGGCUAUUAGAAGAAUGCGAAGAGCCUGAAACUGAGCUGCAGCUAUGGUCGACCAAAGAAGUUGAGUGCACAUGCUCAGCGUCAUAUCCAGAGGUUGUCUUUCUGAAAUAGACGUAUGAGUGCUGCCAGCAUUGCUGCAGAGGUUGAAGGGGUGGGGGGGUCAGCCUGUUAGUGCUCAGACCAUACGCUGCACACUGCAUCAAAUUGGUCUGCAUGGCUGUCAUCCCAGAAGAAAUCCUCUUCUAAAGAUGAUGCACAAGAACGCUUGCAAUUAGUUUGCUGAAGACAAACAGACCAAGGACAUGGAUUACUGGAACCAUGUUCUGUGGCCCGAUGAGACCAAGGUUCAGAUGGUGUCAAGCGUGUGAGGCGGCAACCAGGUGAAGAUUACAAAGACAAGUGUGUCUUGCCUACAGUCAAGCAUGGUGGUGGGAGUGUCAUGGUCUGGGCCUGCAUGAGUGCUGCUGGCACUGGGGAGCUACAGUUCAUUAAGGGAACCAUGAAUGCCAACAUGUACUGUGACAUACUGAAGCAGAGCAUGAUCCCCUUCCUUCAGAGACUGGGCAGCAAGGCAGUAUUCCAACAUGAUAACGACCCCAAACACACCUCCAAGACGACUACUGCCUUGCUAAAUAAGCUGAAGGUAAAGAUGAUGGACUGGCCAUGCAUGUCUCCAGACCUAAACCCUAUUGAGCAUCUGUGGGGCAUUCUCAAACAGAAGGUGUGGGAGCGCAAGGUCUCUCAACAUCUCUGUGAUGUCAUCAUGGAGGAGUGGAAGAGGACUCCAGUGGCAACCUGUGAAGCUCUGGUGAACUCCAUGCCCAUGAGGGUUAAGGCAGCGCUGAAAAAUAAUGGUGGCCACACAAAAUAUUGACACUUUGGGCCCAAUUUGGACAUUUACACUUAGGGGUGUACUCACUUUUGUUGCAAACAUUCGGCCCAUCUAGUCUGCCCAAUUUUCUAAAUACUUUCAUUAGUCCCUGGCCUUAUCUUAUAGUUAGGAUAGCCUUAUGCCUAUCCCACGCAUGCUUAAACUCUUUUACUUUUAACCUCUACCACUUCAGCUGGAAGGCCAUUCCAUGCAUCCAUUACCCUCUCAGUAAAGUAAUACUUCCUGAUAUUAUUUUUAAACCUUUGCCCUUCUAAGACUAUGUACUCUUUUUGCGGUAGUUUUUCUUCUUUUAAAUAUAGUCUCCUCCUUUACUGUGUCGAUUCCCUUUAUGUAUUUAAAUGUUUCUAUCAUAUCCCCCCUGUCUCGUCUUUCCUCCAAGCUAUACAUGUUAAGUUUCUUUAACCUUUCCUGGUAAGUUUUAUCCUGCAAUCCAUGAACCAGUUUAGUAGCCCUUCUCUGAACUAUCUCCCAAGUAUCCUUCUAGAGAUUCGGUCCCAGUACUGCGUACAAUACUCCAAGUGAGGUCUCACCAGUGUUCUUUACAAUGGCAUGAGCACUUCCCUCUUUCUACUGCUAAUACCUCUCCCUAUACAACCAAGCAUUCUGCUAGCAUUUCCUGCUACUCUAUUACAUUGUCUGCCUACCUUUAAGUCAUCAGAAAUAAUCACCCUAAAUCCCUUUCCUCAGAUGUUGAGGUUAGGACUCUAUCAAAUAUUCUGUACUCUGCCCUUGGGUUUUUACGUCCAAGAUGCAUUAUCUUGCACUUAUCCACAUUAAAUGUCAGUUACCACAAUUCUGACCAUUUUUCUAGUUUACCUAAAUCAUUUGUCAUUUGGCUUAUCCCUCCUGGAACAUCAACCCUGUUACAUAUCUUAGUAUCAUCAGCAAAAGACAUACCUUACCAUCAAGACCUUCUGCAAUAUCACUAAUAAAAAUAUUAAAGAGAAUGGGUCCAAGUACAGAUCCCUGAGGUACCCCACUGAUGCUUCAAAUAUACUCCAUUAACUACAACCCUCUGUUGCCUGUCACUCAGCCACUGCCUUACUUAUAGAUUGCAGUUUAUUGAUUCACAUGAAAAAAAUAUAAUAAAAUGUGAGGGGUGUGAGAUACUGUAUAUGGUAGCUGGGAAUGGAAGAUCCAGAAAGACUUUUACUUUGUUAUUGUGUUUGGAAGAUGGUGUGAGCCCGUGGUGUGUGUAAUGAAGUUGCCGUUAUGGUUGGCACUCCGUAAUUUGAGGUUUCCAUGCAGAAUCUCCGAAAUCAGAAUGUUAUAUUCCUCACAAAAGGCAGACGUUGCUCUAUCUGCGUGAAUAAUCUGAUUGUCCGCUACCUUCAGAGCCACCUGCAUUAUUUCUCUGUCUCUUUAGAGGAUAUUACUUUUUUGUUUAAUAAAAUAAUUAUUUCUUUUGUAAAUUUAAAGCGUCGGUUAUCAUAUAAAUAAAGCAUGCUGUGACGGACGAGAGAAAACUCCCUAAUAUUGAUAAAUCUUGGCCCAUUUAAUCGUCCUCCAGUUGGAUACCUGAAAAGACCAUAUAUUUUAUUUGUGUCAUAUUUUGUAUUCAGCUUCCUUAUAAGAGGGUCUUUACUACAGAUUAAUUAAAAUAAUAACAAUAUAUUGAGAUUGAAUUGGACUACAAGCCCCAUCAUGUUUUCUCAUGGACGGUGGCUCUCUCUGUGUUCUUCAACAUUAAUGUAAAAUUCCUAUCCUGCGAGAGGGAAAUAACUCAGUCCAUUCAUUAUUCAAGGUAGUUCCUUUAAGACUCUUAAAGGAUUGCAUAAUGGAUUUCCAGAUAUAUGCAGCAUAUGAAUCCUAUUUACAAGGGGGCAUCAACAUGAAGAAAUUAUACACAUCCAGGAUCUGGAUUUUAUCGCUAAAUUGUGAGGUUUCACAUUUUUCUAAUUGACUUAGAGAAAUGGGAGCUGCAGAGGCCCUGUGCCAAAAUUGUAUUACAAUGGUAUCUCAUCCCUCCUAAUUUUUCGAAUUCGCUUUUCUCCUAACACCCCUCUAAACAUAUCCCAUGAUGGGAUUAAUGGGAUCGAGGCGACAUAUAAUUAAUGAGCUUGUGACUUGCUAACUUGCAGAUAAAUCUGCUUGCCCUAAAGGCUCACAACCCGCUCACAGAAAAGGAGAGCAAUUUGCAAAAAAAGCAAGCAACACACGUACUGCUGUCUUUGUUAGUGGCAGUGCGUUAUGGACCGCUUUAACAAUUUCUACAGCUUGGAAACACAACAGUCAAAUUAAAAAUUAAUGUGGCAUUAUUUUUGUUAGUUGAAUGGUUUUCUAUGGGAAGAACGUUUUGUGCCUUUUUUAGAGCAGAGAGAUAUAUCCUUUUCUGAUCUCUGAUCAAAGCAGAUGGGACUUGAUAAUAGCCCACAUAAAUAUUUUAAAACAAGUACUGCAAGGCAUUCUGGGUAGUCAUCUGUGCUAUACAUAAGUGCUUGUAAGAGCUUUCAAUGACGGACUGCUUCAUUGUUCCAACUUAUAUCUCCAUAGAUCUUCUGAUUGCUGUACGUACGGUGUUUAAAGUUAAUUAAUUUAUUUCAAAUUCCGUCAGUGAUAUGGAGCGUGUAGUUUAGGAUGGCGAUUAUAGGACACUUCUGGUGACUUUUUAUUACUUUACUGACUUCCUCCCGGGGAACAAAAUGUCAGCUGUUUACAGACGAGAUUUUAUCUUUUACAUGUAUCCAGCCGAGAGAUGUAUUUUUAUAACAGAGCUCCACAGCAAUAAUACUCCCAGUGAUGUUUCUGAGUGUGUAUCAAAGCUCCACAGCAAUAAUACUCCCAGUAAUGUCUGUGUGUAUAACAGAGCUCCACAGCAAUAAUACUCCCAGUGAUGUUUCUGAGUGUAUAACAGAGCUUCACAGUAAUAAUACUCCCAGUAAUGUGUCUGAGUGUAUAACAGAGCUCCACAGCAAUAAUACUCCCAGUAAUGUGUCUGAGUGUAUAACAGAGCUCCAAGGAAUAAUACUCCCAGUAAUGUGUCUGAGUGUAUAACAGAGCUCCACAGCAAUAAUACUCCCAGUAAUGUGUGAGUGUAUAACAGAGCUCCACAGCAAUAAUACUCCCAGUAAUGUGUGAGUGUAUAACAGAGCUCCACAGCAAUAAUACUCCCCGUAAUGUGUGAGUGUAUAACAGAACCCCACAGCAAUAAAACUCCCAGUAAUGUGUCUGAGUGUAUAACAGAGCUCCACAGCAAUAAUACUCCCAGUAAUGUGUCUGAGUGUAUAACAGAGCUCCACAGCAAUAAUACUCCCAGUAAUGUCUCUGAGUGUAUAACAGAGCUCAACAGUAAUAAUACUCCCAGUAAUGUGUGUGAGUGUAUAACAGAGCUCCACAGCAAUAAUACUCCCAGUAAUGUGUCUGAGUGUAUAACAGAUCUCCACAGCAAUAAUACUCCCAGUAAUGUGUCUGAGUGUAUAACAGAUCUCCACAGCAAUAAUACUCCCAGUAAUGUGUCUGAGUGUAUAACAGAGCUCCACAGCAAUAAUACUCCCAGUAAUGUGUGAGUGUAUAACAGAGCUCCCACAGCAAUAAUACUCCCAGUAAUGUGUCUGAGUGUAUAACAGAGCUCCACAGCAAUAAUACUCCCAGUAAUGUGUCUGAGUGUAUAACAGAGCUCCACAGAAAUAAUACUCCCAGUAAUGUGUGAGUGUAUAACAGAGCUCCACAGCAAUAAUACUCCCAGUAAUGUGUCUGAGUGUAUAACAGAGCUCCACAGCAAUAAUACUCCCAGUAAUGUGUGUGUGAGUGUAUAACAGAGCUCCACAGCAAUAAUACUCCCAGUAAUGUGUCUGAGUGUAUAACAGAGCUCCACAGCAAUAAUACUCCCAGUAAUGUGUCUGAGUGUAUAACAGAGCUCCACAGCAAUAAUACUCCCAGUAAUGUGUCUGAGUGUAUAACAGAGCCCCACAGCAAUAAUACUCCCAGUAAUGUGUCUGAGUGUAUAACAGAGCUCCACAGCAAUAAUACUCCCAGUAAUGUGUCUGAGUGUAUAACAGAGCUCCACAGCAAUAAUACUCCCAGUAAUGUGUCUGAGUGUAUAACAGAGCUCCACAGCAAUAAUACUCCCAGUAAUGUGUCUGAGUGUAUAACAGAGCUCCACAGCAAUAAUACUCCCAGUAAUGUGUCUGAGUGUAUAACAGAGCUCCACAGCAAUAAUACUCCCAGUAAUGUGUCUGAGUGUAUAACAGAGCUCCACAGCAAUAAUACUCCCAGUAAUGUGUCUGAGUGUAUAACAGAGCUCCACAGCAAUAAUACUCCCAGUAAUGUGUCUGAGUGUAUAACAGAGCUCCACAGCAAUAAUACUCCCAGUAAUGUGUCUGAGUGCAUAACAGAGCUCCACAGCAAUAAUACUCCCAGUAAUGUGUCUGAGUGUAUAACAGAGCUCCACAGCAAUAAUACUCCCAGUAAUGUGUCUUAAAACUACAAUAAUUGCGUUUAGAAAUCAGUCUGUGUAAAGAUACAUUGUUCUUGUUCUAAAUUACAUUUUAGUUGCAGAAAUUGUUUUUAAUCACCUAAAAUGUCUCAGGACCGCCCCUCUCCUGGCCAUACCCCCACUCAUUCCCCUAAAAUUAAAGUGUCCCCCUUUGUCCAUGCCCAGUGUUGGAUAAUAGGAAUUCUGAGUAGAAUAACCCAGUUGGAACUAUAACCAAGUUAAACAUUUUUCCCAAAUCCGAUGUCACUGGCCGGGUCUUGCCAAUUGAUUUCAUUUCCGUUUUGGCGAAUACUCCAAAUGAUGUAUUUUGAAGAGAAAAGCUGGUUACAUUGGGAUCUCGCUCCUUCUGCCUACACUGACUGAGUCCCGGAAUAGCAUGGUGUUAAAACUGUUAUUGAUGUGUAUUUUUUAAAGAACAUUUUCCUUGCGGCUGAGUUAGUAAUUCAUAUCCCCUCUGGCUCUCAUCAAUAAAUCUCUUUUCAGUUGUAGUUUACAUUGUGUUCUAAUAUCCCACCUGUCAAUGUUGCUAAUAUAUCUCAUUAUCGAUCGUUACCCGCUUUCCUAUACAAUAAAUAAAUCAAUUUAUAUCACAUAUCAAACAUUGAGAACACACAAACCUUUCGAUUCUCUGUUUAGUCCCAGUAUUUAAUUUAAUAUGACUGAAUUGGACAAUUAUCCAGAACUUUAAAUGUAACCACUCUGAAAUGAAAUGUGACGUCUUGGCUGCAAUGAUGACAACAUUGCCUGUUUUUAAUAAAUAAUAAUAAAUGGUAGUAUAAUAAUAUCAGGGUAUUAUGUAAAUAUAUUAGAAGGUUACUCCAAGUACAAUGACCACUUAAUUGAUUUGUAGUGGUCAUGGUUCCUGGACUCUGUAUGCAUACUGGUGCCAAAUAGCCAAUGGUGGCACAAAGCACCUCCCCCCCCCCCCGUGCUGGCCAUGUCCUCCCUUCAGCGUGCCCUCCCUGACCUCCUCUAAUUUUACACUAACCAAAACCAUUAUAUUAUGAAAACACUAGUUUUUGGUUGGAGCAAUGAUUUAAUACUGGAAGGGGAUCAUUUAACAUUCAUUAGAUUCCAUUAACAUCCUGGAUGUAUUCUGUUAGUAUUACCCAACUCACUGGUAUUCGUUUCAUUGACUUUGGACGGUGAAAGGACUUGAUGACCAUUAUUGGAUUGAACCAAUGUCUGUAAGGUAAUGAAGUUGAAACCACAAUCACUGAACUAUCCCGAAGGCUGUGUUAGUUACUUGAUGACUGUGUGCCAGCCACUUCACACUCUCUUCAUUAACUGUGUCCAGAUGAUUUGAGUGUCUAAUGAGCCCAGAUAGAGUGGGCGUUCAGUUUGGCGUUCUCGCUGUAGGAUCUCCCACGACCUUCUUUAAACAUUCCCAUGAUGAAUUGAGGGAACCCACACUCACGCUGUCAAAAGCAAGUUCAGUUGGCAAACUUUCCAACGCUAAAAAAUGUAAAAAGUAAAAAAUCCAAGAACCCUGUGUCUUUGGAGAGUUACAUCACAACAUAUCUCUCUGUAUGUCCAGAAUACUGUGCAGAGCUCAGGGUGUAAUAUCCCAAAUCAAGCUCAUUACACAGAAUCUGCAUAGAUCGUUAAUUGUCUUGGGAACCUGGGAAACAUACCAGAACAGCGGGUUAGUGGUACAGAGAGCCAGGAUUUGGGAAUCCAUUAUUCUGGAAGCCACUCAAAGCUUUGGAUAAUGAUCCUGCAUUUGGAGCUGUAUCAUUAUUUCCUGCGCUACAGCCUAUGUUGGAGAACGUAUUCCAGAGAAAUAAUAUUUAUUUUAUCCUUUUAUUUCAAUGCUGUAUUUUUACUGAUGAAAAUACGGACAGAUAUCUCACACUGCUGAUACUUACGGUUGUCUGUGCUCUAGUAGGUUAAAUCGAUUGCUUUAUUAUUAUUUUAAAUUAACUACAACUCCCAUGAUGCUUAGUUAUACAUUUACAACAUCUAGAAUCUAUCUUUUCUUCACUCCUGCUUUAGAGAAAGGCUCUUUAAUAAACAAAAACCAAAACCAUAUUGCUGAAAUAUACCAUAAAGAUGCAAGGAUGGGGUUGGCAAACCUUUUGAUUAAAGGGAAUAUUUUGUAUUAUUUUGGUGACAUGGAGUUAAUGCUUUGCAGUGCAGGUGAAUCAGAUUUAAAAUAUACUUACACAUUAUGUGUUUGAAGUGUAUUUGUCAAGAUAUGGCUCCAACAUUUUCUGCAGCGCUGUACAAUAAUGUAUCUUUGUAACAAAUUGUAAUGAUUAAAGACAGCACAAUAAAGCACAGAUUACAACAAAAGCUAUAGAGAUGCCUGUGGUCAGCCUGAAAUCUAGCAUGCAUUACAAUUGUACACACAGGGGUAUUUCAAAUUCUAUCUGAAUGACAAGACUGAGGCUAACACAGCUAAGCUGUGAGUAUAGUUGAGUAUAGCUUCCAAAUUUUCUGAUAGCCUCAGUUUUGCUGUUGAGAUUUAAUUUGCUAAAUGACCCUGACUGGGUGCACUGACCCAUGAGCUUACAAUCUAAACAAUGAUUCGUGGAUUUGUUAUGACUGAUGCGUUCCUUAUGCAGAUCUCCUCUUUAGAAUUGGCUAUAUUGCCCGGCCAGCCUCCUGAUUCUUUAUUUAUAAGCCUCCAGCAUUUUGGCUGCUGUUUAUAACAGAGAAGCUAUAAAGCAAUCAUUGACAAGAUUAUAUUAAUGGGGAUGAGUGUUCUUAACCCUUUGUGUGCAAGACUGGUGAGAAAUGCCAAGUCUGCGAUCCUAAAGUGUUAAAUUGUUUCCUCUACCCUCUGCACUCUGCUAAAAAAUGCAAACUUAAUGAAAGAUCUCCGUCAGAACUCGCCGUUAAAGGACGAUGCACGUUUUGUUCUCCUCCAUGAGAUGCUCCCCUACCUGGCUGUCCUUUAAUUGGCUGCUGCCGGGUUGCAGUGCGUGGGGAGAGGAAUCCCUUCAGCCCACACACACAGCUCUGUGCUCAGAGCGAGAAGGUCUGUGCUGCAGUGCUUCCGUGCCUUAUCCCUGUGACAACACUCGCAGCCUCUGCCUUAAGUUAUUCGCCAAUCUUCCACGUCCCUUCGAGACAAUGAAAACCAGCCUUAUUGCGUUUACAAAGUGUGUGUGCGUCUUGUGGUCGGUAGGAUUGGGUUAUCCUGUGCACUAUAAGGAACACGUCUACAGACACCACAAAGGUAAGGGACCUACCACUCGGGUGGACUUUGCAAACGCUACAGACCCUCUGGGUUUAAUUACACAUGUUAUUGAAUCUAAUUCAGAAUCCCGGAUGUAUACUCUUUACAGAGACUACGAUGGGAAUAUGGGUACUUGUUUAACCCCUUCAUGACAAUGAAAAUCAGGCUAGUCUGAUUACAGCUUAAUGCUCGUGGCUUGCUGUUCAAUGAAAUGGUUAAUGUCCAUAAAUUGUCUUGUUUUUUUAAGACGUGUUUUUCAUGCACAUUGGCUAUAUUGCUAUACCGGCUCAGUCGUCGUAUCAUUAUGCCUUUGUACCUCUCUCCUGCUGGUGUUCCGCUAUAUUCUUAAUCCACCAUUCUGAGGGGCUGGUAUUGUGACCCCCUGUUUCACCAUUUGAUUUUUCUCCUUUAACCCCUUAAGGACCAAACUUCUGGAAUAAAAGGGAAUCAUGACAUGUCACACAUGUCAUGUGUCCUUAAGGGGUUAAAGCCCUGUUGGACAUCAUGCUGGGCUCUCAAUCUGGUUGCUGAAAAGUCCAGUUUAAUUAGCUUGUAUAUAGCCCUGUUGUUGCUAAAUGAGUGGUAUGUUGGUGUAAUAAAGGGUUAAACAAUGCAAAGCGAGGCUGACAUUAUAUUAUACUGUAGCUUGAUGUAUUGAGAUGUUGGUUUGUGACUGUGAUUCUGUAAACGUACUUUAAUCAUCAACAUGUCUUGGGUACAUGGUGUCUAUGGGGUAGGCAACUUACCUAUGUUUAAAACCCAUCCGAAUGACAGCCAUAAAAAUAGCUCUAACAUUAAAAGAAGAAACUACAAAAGAAAAUUCAAAAAUGAAGAUUGUUUUGAAAAAAAUCCCAGAGCUUUAUGGCAUAUAAAGGGAGCUCUCAUUUAAAGGGCCACUGUGGGUACCAUAACAACUUCAUUGUAAUGGUGCGAGGAGGUCCAAGGCAUCAUCUUGCCUUUUUCACUCACUUUUCUCAAUGGGAGCUAGUUAUAGGCCGAGUGUCUCGGAUGAUGCUCUCAGCCUGUUAGUGGUGCCCGGUCUGAGGCUUCCUGUUUGAAGCCCCAAACAUUGAAAUGCAGGGCAGAGCGGUCGGAAGAUUGCAGACUUACGGGCUAAACAGUUAACGGUUUAACCCCUUCAGGUAUAAGAUCUUAUGGUGCCCAGAGUCGCCCUUUAAAACAAGCAAAAACAACAUUGUAAUUUGAUGGUUAAGCAUAGGUGGCGCUGUUGUAUUUUUGGAAUAAAAUCAUGACAUCACGUGUAUUAUGAAGGAUACAGUUUAUAUGAGAAAAGGGGAUUAAAACUGUUAAACUGGAAUUGUUACGCCUGAUUUUUGUGCUACUUGUUAAAGCUAGCUAAAAUUUAGCUUGUGUUUCAGUAUUUUAAUUUUUAAAUAUUAAUAAAUAAAAAAAUGUAAUGCACAUUGUACGUGGGCUGCCCUGAUCUAACCAGAGCAUAUCUUACAAAUGGAGUUACUUCCAUGGGGGCAAAAUCUAACACUUUGGGAUACAGUGUCAGUCUGAAUGUGGCUGCGCUCUGUCCUCUGAAGACGCCUGAGUGGGCAUCAGCAUGCCCGGAGCUUCACGGGCACCGGGUACUUUUUCCUAAAGUUAGAAUUCAUAUUGAAUUUGAAUUUCAAAUUUAUGGUAGCCAAACUGAAAACAACAUUUUGUUUCUAGCUUGGCUAAUCUUAUUUACAUUUUCAGAUUCAUUUGUAUUAGCCAACAGUUCUAUCUUUAGUAAAAAGGACAGUCACACGUUAAGCUUAAGAGAAAGACACAGAAUUGCUAUUGAUUUGGCUGUAAAUUAACUUCACGUUAAAGACAUUAGGUUCACGAUACAAAUUUAACUAUAGAUCACUUUAAUAUUAUUAAACAGUCUGUCCUGAAUGUGAUAUGUAAACAAUCGCCAAUAUUUAAUUUACAACGAAAUGCGUUAACAGUUGUCAAUGUGAAUGUGAGUCUAUCUGUAGUUUUUAUUUCUCUGUCUGAUAUACGUGUGGUGCUUAUUAAAUUUCCACUUAAAAAGGAGGAAAAAAUGGAAACAAAUAAAAAUGCUAUAUUUAAAGAGGGACUAUCUUGUACAUUUUUUUAACAUUCCAGACUUCACAAAUAGCUGUGGGUUUAUUUUCUAUGUGUGUGUCCUAUUUUUUGUUUUACCCUUGUUUAUUUUAAUUAUGGCUUCUAUCUUACACUAGACUGUCAAGGCACAGCGUGGCAUAGAAUGUAAAUCUCUUGGCAUCCCAUAUUGCUGAAACAUCAGAGACUCUAAUUUAUCUUUACAUUCUUUAAAAUCCUAUAUUAAAUGGAUCUAAACAAAAGAUGAAGAGAGGUUUCUAAACAUAUUUACUAUAUUUUUAUACUAGAGCAGCGUUUCCCAAUCGGUGUUAUGUGGAACUUUAGUUUCCGUGAGAACAAAACUGGGGUUUCAACGCAAUUUGCCCAUCGGGUGGCCCAAGCACUUAGAACCACCCGAUGGGUAUUGCUGAACAGGGACCCAGUCAGGUAUCGCUGCCGUUUAAGAGCACGACCGGGCUCCUGUAGUAUCGGAUGCUGGAAGAAAGUGACAAUUUUCAGAUAUGCCUUUUUCCUAAUAAUAAUAAUUUAUCUUAUUUAUAUGAAUGUAAUCAAUGGUAAAACAUAUAUUAUGCUUGAAAGUGUCUAAUUCGACCAAAAAAAAAAAAAAAAAAAAGAAUGGACCCAAAUACCAAUUGGAAACCGUCCAAUUUGCUACGAUGCUUUGUCAGCCAUAUGUCUUGCAAAGCAUCAUGGGAGUUGGAGCUCUAGGACAGAUAGGCAUCUAUAUUUUCGCAACUUUUACCUUGAGAGACACUCCAAUUUGUCAAGCUUAUAUUCCUUGGGGCUAUCCACUAAAAAGCGAAUUGGAGCGAGUUGAAAAAUCAAAGUGCUACAUUUUGAGCGAAAUAACCGCAUUGUAGAUUAUUGUAUUCUUUUAAUUGCCAUUUUUUACCUCAAUGUUUUUAAAAAAUUAUUAUUUUUUUUUUUAAAUUAAACGUCACUUAAGUUUGAUGUUUGUGUAAUAAACCCUGUGUGUUAUGUGCAUGAGCAAAUUUAAACUUCCAUUUAAUUUACAAUUUUUCUUUCUAAUUGUCUUUGCAGGGAAAAACACUAUUCCGAAUAUAGAAGCAGAAAUUGACUAUUUAGCUUCCAUGAUUGCAAACCAGGAUCCCAAUAAACUUCAGCUGGCUGAUGGAGGUACGUACUUGGCAAACACAGAACAGACUUAGGGUGUGAAGAUAAAAAUCUAAAGUUUAGUAUUUGAACCAGUCUUAUUAAAACUAUGUAAACGGUAAACCAAUCAAGUCUUAAUUAUUCUUGCAGUUAACACUACAAACUCACCGCCUCCCCCUGACGUAAUGCCAUCGGUAAAGGACAGAAGACAUCCCGGUGCCACAUUGGUCCCCGAAAAUAGGCGCAAAGCACCCCUGAAUGAUACCCUGCUGCUAGGUAUAUUGUUCUUACGUACAUUUGAGGUUUAAAUGUGUUGGUGGGGGGGAAAUGGGGGAGUUUGUCAAGUUUUAAAUGUGAAAAGCACAGCCUAUUUUGUCUGUUGGUUUAACUGUAAUAAUAUAAAUUUACUAUCAUUUGGUUAGAAGAAACGAAAAUCCCCAAAUCUGAUAUAAUGUAUAUUAUUAUUUUUUGUGUAUAUUUACUGAAAAUGUAAAAAAAAUAAAAUGUAACAGAAACUAAUAACUAAUAAUAAAUUUCUGAUUGUUAUCUCUGCAACUUGCCAGGUGUUGUCAUUGCGUGCGCUAUCUCUGGACUGAUGGCGUUGAUGGUGGCUGGAAUUUGCUGGUACAGGUAAUGCUAAACAAGACUCAUCUCCUAUAUUUUAACAUUGUAUUCCUUCUUGUGUUACUUUGCAAGGUCAGUGUUUCUUGUAAAUGGCAGCGAAACAACCGCUGCAUACAAACACUGUACACGUACCUUACACAUUGUCAUCGAAACCUGUGCACAUAAAUAAACUGUGUACACAGAUAAUGAAAUGAUCAAUAUAUAGGAAAAUAUGUAAAAUGUACACCAGUAUACAAGCACACACUAAGCAUAGCUCCCUUAUUACAACAGCAACAAAGUAGAUUGUAUAUCAAGUUACGCAAGUAAUUGUUUAUACACAUAUUUGAUAUGUGACACAUAACAUGCUGGAGGGACAGUGUCAGUACCAUCAUAGCAGUUCUUGGAUUUAUGAAAUAUGUAAUAUGUAUGUCUCCAGCGUAUCAAAUAUGGUGAUUGCUCUUAUCACACAGGAUGCGAAGGGAGAUGAAGCUGGCUGAGAAGACCGAUUACCCAGCGUUCAAAGCAUCGCCCCCUCCACCCUAUGAGAAGACUUCGGUAAGCCAGGGCCUGGUCUCACACCUGUUUCAGAGAUUUCGCUGGGACUGGGUGUCUGUCUGUAUGUUACACUAUCACUGGGCUGUUUGUCUCUGUCUGUAUGUUACAUUGUCACUGGGCUGGGUGUCUCUGUCUGUAUAGUAUAGUGUCACUGGACUGGGUGUCUCUGUCUGUAUUCUACACUGUCACUGGGCUGGAUGUCCGUCUAUAUGUUACACUGUCACUGGGCUGUUUGUCUCUGUCUGUAUGUUACACUGUCACUGGGCUGGGUGUCUAUGUAUGCUACACUGCCAUUGGGCUGGGUGUCUAUGUAUGCUACACAGUCACUGGGAUUGGUGUCUCUGUCUGUAUAUUAUACUGUCACUGGACUGGGUGUCUCUGUCUGUAUGUUACACUGUCACUGGGCUGGAUGUCCGUCUGUAUGUUGCACUGUCACUGGGCUUGGUGUCUCUGUCUGUAUAUUAUACUGUCACUGGGCUGGAUGUCUGUCUGUAUGUUACACUGUCAGUUGGCUGGGUGUCUCUGUAUAUUAUACUGUCACUGGGCUGGAUGUCUGUCUGUAUGUUACACUGUCAGUUGGCUGGGUGUCUCUGUAUGUUACACUGUCACUUGGCUGGGUGUCUCUGUCUGUAUGUUACACUGUCACUUGGCUGGGUGUCUCUGUCUGUAUGUUACACUGUCACUUGGCUGGGUGUCUCUGUCUGUAUGUUACACUGUCACUUGGCUGGGUGUCUCUGUAUGUUACACUGUCACUUGGCUGGGUGUCUCUGUCUGUAUGUUACAUUGUCACUUGGCUGGGUGUCUCUGUAUGUUACACUGUAAGUUGGCUGGGUGUCUCUGUAUGUUACACUGUCACCUGGCUGGGUGUCUCUGUCUGUAUGUUACACUGUCACCUGGCUGGGUGUCUCUGUCUGUAUGUUACACUGUCACUUGGCUGGGUGUCUCUGUCUGUAUGUUACACUGUCACUUGGCUGGGUGUCUCUGUCUGUAUGUUACAUUGUCACUGGGCUGGGUGUCUCUGUCUGUAUGUUACACUGUCACCUGGCUGGGUGUCUCUGUCUGUAUGUUACACUGUCACUUGGCUGGGUGUCUCUGUCUGUAUGUUACACUUUUACCUGGCAUGGGGUGAGUGUCUCUGUCUGUAUGUUACACGUUUACCUGGCAUGGGGUGAGUGUCUCUGUCUGUAUGUUACACUUUUACCUGGCAUGGGGUGAGUGUCUCUGUCUGUAUGUUACACGUUUACCUGGCAUGGGGUGAGUGUCUCUGUCUGUAUGUUACACUUUUACCUGGCAUGGGGUGAGUGUCUCUGUCUGUAUGUUACACUUUUACCUGGCAUGGGGUGAGUGUCUCUGUCUGUAUGAUACACUUUUACCUGGCAUGGGGUGAGUGUCUCUGUCUGUAUGUUACACUUUUACCUGGCAUGGGGUGAGUGUCUCUGUCUGUAUGUUACACGUUUACCUGGCAUGGGGUGAAUGUCUCUGUCUGUAUGUUACACGUUUACCUGGCAUGGGGUGAGUGUCUCUGUCUGUAUGUUAUACGUUUACCUGGCAUGGGGUGAGUGUCUAUGUCUGUAUGUUGCACUGUCACCUAGAAGGGGCUGAGUCUCUAUGUAUGCUAUACUGUCACCGGGCCGGUUGUCUAUAUUUGGAUACCAUAUGACACUGCAUCAUGUUAGUCACUUAUUAUUAUAUUAUUUAAAGCCGUAUGUGCCUUUCACAGUAAAAUCUUCUCCAAAAUCCAAGCCCUCGCUGUUCUCUCACCUUGCGCCCUCCAUAUUUUCUUUUCCCACUUUGCUGAACACAAUAAUGGUGGUAUCAAUUUUUAUUUAUACAAAUAUGUUUUUUUUCUAUGUUUUUUGUUUGUAGCCAGGAGAUAAGAAAUUAGCUCAAAAUGCUCAGAUGUAUCAUUACCAGCACCAGAAGCAACAAAUGUUAUCGAUGGAAAAGUAAGUACUGCAUCUAUUCUUGACAGUUAUAGUUUAAUUAUAAUAUAUUCUGUACUAUAGUCUGCUCUAUCCGUCCCUAUCCGGUAUAGUCUGCUCUAUCCGUCCCUAUCCGGUAUAGUCGGCUCUAUCCGUCCCUAUCCGGUAUAGUCGGCUCUAUCCGUCCCUAUCCGGUAUAGUCGGCUCUGUCCCUCCCUAUCCGGUAUAGUCGGCUCUGUCCCUCCCUAUCCGGUAUAGUCGGCUCUGUCCCUCCCUAUCCGGUAUAGUCGGCUCUAUCCCUCCCUAUCCGGUAUAGUCGGCUCUAUCCCUCCCUAUCGUCCCUAUCCGGUAUAGUCGGCUCUAUCCGUCCCUAUCCGGUAUAGUCGGCUCUAUCCGUCCCUAUCCGGUAUAGUCGGCUCUAUCCGUCCCUAUCCGGUAUAGUCGGCUCUAUCCGUCCCUAUCCGGUAUAGUCGGCUCUAUCCGUCCCUAUCCGGUAUAGUCGGCUCUAUCCGUCCCUAUCCGGUAUAGUCGGCUCUAUCCGUCCCUAUCCGGUAUAGUCGGCUCUAUCCGUCCCUAUCCGGUAUAGUCGGCUCUAUCCCUCCCUAUCCGGUAUAGUCGGCUCUAUCCCUCCCUAUCCGGUAUAGUCGGCUCUAUCCCUCCCUAUCCGGUAUAGUCGGCUCUAUCCCUCCCUAUCCGGUAUAGUCGGCUCUAUCCCUCCCUAUCCGGUAUAGUCGGCUCUAUCCCUCCCUAUCCGGUAUAGUCGGCUCUAUCCCUCCCUAUCCGGUAUAGUCGGCUCUAUCUGUCCCUAUAUGAAGUGUCCCCUAGAUGUUCCAUGUUAUCCAUUUCUACCAUUUUUCUUCCUUCCCCAACCCGUGCCAUCACCUGUGUCUAUACCUGAAUACAUCAGUGCCAGACUCUGUAUUCGCUGCAUUGAAUGACCGAUCCCUGCUUGCAGGGGUCUUAAUUGGCUUUGAUGUUUGCAGGCGAGGAAGUUCUUGGGAGUCAGUGAUUACCUGUCCCAUUAAAUUCUUUACAGCAAUUAGGGGAAUCUGGGGUGUUUGGUAGGAAAGCAGAUAAAACAUUUAAGUAUCUUUCUUUCCUUUUAAACCCAUAAAAUGAAAAUGUGUUUUAUUUGUGGUUUAAAGUUAACAGACGCUGACUUGCCUAGGAGACAUAAAUAAUAUUGUUUAUUCUAAACUAUUAGGAAUAAAGAUGAACCUAAACACACGGAUUCUGCUAUGACGUCGGAUGAAGAAAACGAAGAUGGUGAUUUCACAGUAUAUGAAUGUCCCGGUUUAGCCCCGGUUAGUAUUAUAGCUGCUGUCUGUGAUCACUGCCGCUAGAGCUGAGUGCAAGCUCAUAGGUUCAGAAUGAAUACUUCCCUUUGUUUCUGUUUUAAAGAGGGUUUGGGGUGAUUUAUCUGCUCCCUCCCCUGUCUAUUGAUGAUAUGCUUGUAAUAUAUACAUUGUACAUAAAACCUUGUUUUACUGCGUCCCUGAUGCACUAAAAUCAGGAUUCGUUCUAGGUAAGGAUGGGGUUAGUAGUGUUCUUUUAACAAUAAAUUAUUUCACGUUGGAAGUAUCAGAAUGGGCACAUGUUCUGUAAAUAUAAUUGCUUUCCAAGGUCACAAAAUCUCGUGCAUAGAUCACUUUAAGAUUUAUUCAUUAAAUGGAGAAUUAUUGUGAAUUUAAAGCCAUAUUGCUAAAUAAGACUAAAAUUGUAGUGAAGUUGUAGAAUUUUUCAAGCCUUUCUAUUUCAGACAACUUUUUCUAAUUUGACUUCAGUUGACUUGUUAGUGAAUAAUUCCUGUCAUUAUCUGAAUGAUAACUAUAGAGCUACAUAAAACCUUAUUUAUAUGUAAAAAAAAUCACACACACACCUUUCUCUCUCUCUCCUCCUCUUUCUCUCUCGCUCCUUAUCUCUCUCUCUCCCCUUCUCUCAUAUUGCACUGUAUAAACAGCAAUAUUAAAUGUCCGAUUAAACAUCUCACCGCUAUUUGUUUUCUUUUAAAAUCUGCAGACUGGAGAAAUGGAAGUGAAGAAUCCUCUGUUUGAUGACUCCUCGCACAGUCCCUCUCACAAAACUCCAUAG
Pelobates cultripes (western spadefoot toad) is the source of this 21546-nucleotide messenger RNA. NCBI's taxonomy places the organism in Eukaryota, Metazoa, Chordata, Amphibia, Anura, Pelobatidae. The record is from the annotation of a GenBank genome assembly.